AUGGCUUGGGGAAAUGGCACUGUGGCCACAGAAUUCAUCCUGCUUGGUCUCAGCAGUGAUCCAACUAUGCAAAUAAUCCUUUUUGUUGUCUUUUUGGUUGUCUACAUGAUGAUCUUACUUGGAAACUCACUAAUUAUUAUGGUGACAGCAACAGAUAGCAGUCUUCAUACACCAAUGUAUUUUUUCAUCACCAACCUCUCCAUUUUAGAUAUCUGUUAUUCGACAACUGGUGCCCCUAGGAUGCUAAAAGACAGUCUUUCAGUAAAGAAAACCAUUUCAUAUGCAGAAUGUGUAGCACAAAUGUACAUUGGGCUUUCACUAGGAGAAAAUGAAUGUAUGCUGCUUGCCGUAAUGGCCUAUGAUCGUUAUAUAGCUAUAUGUCAUCCUUUACAUUACACAGUAAUCAUUAGCAAGUCUGUUUUUAUUAAGGCAGCUGCUGGUACGUGGAUCUGUGGGUUUCUGUUAUCCAUUCCCGAUAUUGUACUUAUUUGUAGUGUAGGUUUUUGCGGCCCUAACAAGAUUAAUCAUGCUGUAUGUGAAGUACCAGAAGUCCUAGCACUGGGUUGUGGAAAUACAGCCAUUGUUGAAUUUGUGAUAUUUGCAAUUGGUGUAAUUGUAUUAAUGAUACCAAUCACUUUUAUUAUUUUAUCUUACGUUAGAAUUAUCCUUGCAAUUUUAAAAAUAACUUCUUCUGCUGGACGAUUAAAAGUAUUUUCCACUUGUGGAUCUCACAUCUUGGUUGUAACACUUUUUUAUGGGUCGGCUAUGGCUGCAUAUUUGAAACCUAAAUCAAAGUCUUCAGCUAAUGUUGAUAAAAUCCUUUCUGUUUUUUAUGGGACUGUAACUUCUAUGUUGAAUCCUUUGAUCUAUACACUUAGGAAUGAGCAAGUCAAAACCGCUUUAAAAAAAAUGAAAAUUAGAAAACUAUUAUCCAUACAUUUGUGA
This is a messenger RNA of Spea bombifrons (plains spadefoot toad), 945 nucleotides long. Its product is annotated as putative olfactory receptor 2B8. Gene Ontology annotation, cellular component: membrane. Lineage: Eukaryota; Metazoa; Chordata; Amphibia; Anura; Pelobatidae. The transcript has a single exon. Bases 1 to 945 code for a protein of 314 amino acids. Gene Ontology annotation, biological process: G protein-coupled receptor signaling pathway. The record is from RefSeq and is a predicted model, not a curated record. Gene Ontology annotation, molecular function: G protein-coupled receptor activity; olfactory receptor activity.